Messenger RNA from Mauremys mutica (yellowpond turtle), 3246 nucleotides. RefSeq names its product chloride voltage-gated channel 1 (gene CLCN1). Gene Ontology annotation, biological process: chloride transport; transmembrane transport. Lineage: Eukaryota; Metazoa; Chordata; Testudines; Geoemydidae. Bases 1 to 3246 code for a protein of 1081 amino acids. Gene Ontology annotation, cellular component: membrane. The record is from RefSeq and is a predicted model, not a curated record. The transcript is spliced from 24 exons. Gene Ontology annotation, molecular function: voltage-gated chloride channel activity.
AUGGUUGUGGUGGUGGCCUUCCUGCGGAAAAGGCAAAUUCAAGUGUACCCAUACCUCAAUGACUGGCUACUGACAGGUCGUUCCAAGGACAAGUACGUCUAUGUCCACUUUGAGAAGUGCACCAGUUACGGGAUCCCGUCGGAGGCAGGGCGCGAGGCCAGGGGGACGGGGGAUGACCUGCACUACCUGGAGAACUCCCUCAGCCAUCCGCAGCUCUAUGGGCAGUACACAGACCAGCUCUCUGACUUCGCACAGAAGGAAGCGGCAAAACUACUGAGUGAGAAAGAGACCCAAGGGAACAGCCAGAGCCCCCAGAAACGGGACAGCCAGCCAGAGGUCAAAGAGGAGCGGUACUCCAAACGCCAAGACUGUGCUAGACACAUUCAGAAAUAUGUUACCAAGAAGCUUGGAGAAGACUGGAUAUUCCUGGUUCUGUUGGGUCUGGUCAUGGCGCUGGUGAGCUGGGGAAUGGAUUAUGCCAGCGCCAAGAGCCUGCAGGCUUACAAGUGGAUGUACAAGGAGCUGCACCCGAGUGUCCCUAUGCAGUACCUGGCCUGGGUCACCUACCCCCUCAUCCUCAUCCUCUUUGCCGCUGUCUUUUGCCACCUCGUCUCCCCACAGGCUGUUGGGUCUGGGAUUCCUGAGCUGAAGACAAUCAUGCGGGGAGUGGUCCUCAAGGAAUACCUCACACUCAAAGCUUUUGUGGCCAAAGUUGUAGGCCUGACAGCUGGGCUGGGGAGUGGCAUGCCUAUAGGGAAAGAGGGUCCCUUCGUGCACAUUGCCAGCAUCUGCGCUGCUGUGCUCAGCAAGUUCAUGUCAAUCUUCUGUGGUGUGUAUGAGCAGCCGUAUUAUUACACUGAUGUCCUGACUGUGGGCUGUGCUGUGGGGGUUGGCUGCUGCUUCGGGACACCACUUGGAGGGGUGCUCUUCAGCAUUGAGGUCACUUCCACCUACUUUGCCGUGCGCAAUUACUGGCGUGGUUUCUUUGCAGCCACGUUCAGUGCUUUCAUCUUCCGAGUGCUCGCCGUGUGGAACAAGGAUGCAGUCACCAUCACGGCCCUGUUCAGAACUAACUUUCGACUGGAUUUCCCCUUUGAUCUGCAGGAGCUGCCAGCCUUUGCUGUGAUAGGGAUCUGUUGUGGGUUCCUUGGAGCCUUUUUCGUUUACCUCAAUCGCCAGGUGGUUCUGUGUGUCCGACGGCAUACGGCUCUGAGCCAAUUUCUCACCAAAUACCGCCUUGUAUACCCAGGAGUUAUAACCUUCCUUAUAGCAACGGUGACCUUCCCGCCGGGGUUCGGGCAGUUCAUGGCUGGAGAGUUGAUGCCCAGGGAAGCCAUCAGCUCCCUGUUUGAUAAUUACACCUGGGCAAAGCACAUGGGGGACCCACAAAUCCUAGGGAAAUCUGCCAUCUGGAUCCACCCCAAAGUCAGUGUCUUCGUCAUCAUCCUGCUCUUUUUUGUCAUGAAGUUCUGGAUGUCUGUUGUCGCCACUACCAUGCCGAUACCCUGUGGAGGCUUCAUGCCUGUUUUUGUACUGGGGGCUGCAUUUGGCCGUCUCGUUGGUGAAAUUAUGGCAUCACUCUUCCCUGAUGGGAUCCUCUUUGAUGGCAUUGUUUACAAAAUCUUACCUGGAGGAUACGCCGUCAUUGGUGCAGCAGCCCUGACAGGAGCAGUGAGCCACACCGUCUCCACAGCAGUGAUCUGCUUUGAGUUGACGGGUCAGAUCUCGCACAUCCUGCCCAUGAUGGUUGCUGUCAUCCUCGCCAACAUGGUGGCUCAGAGUUUGCAGCCCAGUCUCUAUGACAGCAUCAUCCAGAUGAAGAAGCUGCCUUACCUGCCCGACCUGGGCUGGAAUUACAUAAGCAAAUACAAUAUCUUUGUUGAGGAUAUUAUGGUCUGUGAUGUGAAAUUCAUCUCCUCUACUUGUACAUACCAGGACCUGCAGACCCUGCUUCAGAGCACAACUGUCAAGACCUUGCCUCUAGUGGAUUCACCAGAGUCCAUGAUCCUGCUGGGCUCAGUGGAGCGGUCAGAGCUGCAGGCCCUUCUCCAGAGGCAUAUUGGCCAGGAGCGGCGCCUGCGCAUCAUCAAGGAGAUGGAGCAGAAGCUGGCUGAGGCACCCUAUGAUGGGCACAGCAAAGGCCAGUGGGCAGCCAUGUCCAGUUGGAAGCGCGAAUCUUUUGCUUUCGUGGAUGAGGAUGAAGAUGAAGAGGAGAAGGCUGAGCCACCUCAGCAACCUUCUCCUGCUCCGAGUCACCCUGAGGAACCCAAUGGCCCAGUGGCUCCUCAUAAACCAAUGCCAGAAACACCGGGAUCCCAGGAAACCCCAGCCAGGAGUUUCUGGAGCUUGAGGCAUCUGAUCCAGCAGCUUUUGUGCCAUUACAACCGGCCACCAGAGAUGGAGAGCGUUGCCCAGCAGGAAGAGAGGGACACUGAGUAUAAUGGCGACUUUCUGGGCUUAGGGAUGAGUGGGCGGAGGGAGGGGGCAGGGAGGUUAGUUGCUGGAAAGUGGGCGAUACAGCUGAGAUUAGGAAUAAGGGGUUCUUGCACUCCAGGAUUUUGCUGUGGAGUUAGGGCUGUGUCCUCCUUCGCUGACCGUGGCUCUGUUUUCUGUUCUCUCCAGGAGUCUGUAGAGGUUAUAGAUACAAUGAAGCCAGAGGAGAUAGAUGCAUGGGAGCAGGACGAGCUGAAUAAGGAAGUGUGCUUUGACAGCUGCCGCAUAGACCCCUCCCCUUUUCAGCUAGUGGAGAGGACUUCCCUGCACAAGACACACACCUUGUUCUCCUUGCUGGGCCUCAGCCAUGCCUAUGUGACCAGUAAGGGGAAGCUGAAGGGAGUGCUGGCUUUGGAAGAGCUCCAGAAGGCAAUUGAGGGCUCCACACGCUCUGGUGUCCACCUCCGUCCACCCCUCGCCAGCUUCCGAGACAUCAAUCGGACCUCGGUCAGCAAUGAGCAGAGUAGCCAGGUUCCACAGGUGUGGAGGCGGCAGGACAGCUGUGUGGUGCCUGUGAGAAGAGGUGCAAACUCAGGGAUGGGGAGCCCACUGCCCUCCAGUUCCCCUUCUCCACAGCCCCCGCCCUUCCCUGAGGAGGGGAAGGGGCUGCACUCUGUCUCAGCUGCUGAUGCUGAGCUGGAGGAAAUGGAGCUGUCUGGCCCCGCUCCUGAGAACAUCUCAGACAUCCUCAAGGACCUGAGCCUGCGCUCCACGGACCUGGAGGAGGACGAUGAAGAGGAUGUGCCCCUAUAA